Arctia plantaginis is the source of this 615-nucleotide messenger RNA. Lineage: Eukaryota; Metazoa; Arthropoda; Insecta; Lepidoptera; Erebidae. The record is from the annotation of a GenBank genome assembly.
AUGGGAGCAUUCGCUGUCGGUCUUGGACUUCUUUUACUAAUCGCCACGGCUCGUAGCGAUGAAGCACCAAAAGGACCAAAAGUAACCCACAAAGUAACAUUUCAAAUGAAGAUUGGUGAUGAAGAAAUUGGUAACAUUGUCAUUGGUCUUUUUGGUAAAACAGUUCCUAAGACUGUAGAAAACUUCUUCCAAUUGGCUCAGAAACCAUCAGGAGAGGGUUACAAGGGUAGCAAGUUCCAUAGAGUCAUUGACAACUUCAUGAUUCAGGGUGGAGAUUUCACCAAAGGAGAUGGGACUGGAGGCCGAAGCAUUUAUGGUGAGCGCUUUGAAGACGAAAACUUUAAGCUCCGUCAUUAUGGUGCUGGAUGGUUGUCUAUGGCUAAUGCUGGCAAGGAUACCAAUGGAUCCCAGUUCUUUAUCACCACCACUAAAACCACUUGGCUAGAUGGCCGACAUGUUGUAUUUGGAAAGGUUUUAGAAGGCAUGGAUGUUGUACGUAAGAUUGAAAAGACUACUACAGGGGCUAAUGAUCGACCUGUUAAGGAUGUCGUUAUUGUUAACACCAUAGCAGAAGAAGUUGCAGAACCUUUCAGUGUCUCAAAAGAUGGUGCAUAA